Molecule: messenger RNA, 4997 nt
Organism: Procambarus clarkii (red swamp crayfish)
Lineage: Eukaryota; Metazoa; Arthropoda; Malacostraca; Decapoda; Cambaridae
Product: glutamate receptor ionotropic, delta-1
Cellular component (GO): membrane
Molecular function (GO): ligand-gated monoatomic ion channel activity
Source: RefSeq, a predicted model, not a curated record
GGGGGGGGGGGGCUUCUCCCCCUCUCCACAGCUUGAGAAUUUAAUAUUCAGAAUUACUUAUUUGUUGCAGGAAUAUCGAGGGAGAUUGAAAGGCAUGCAGUGACCUGUGACGUCAGUGAUGUGGUGACCUGGUGACGUCAAUACUGUGGUGACUUGGUGACGUCUGUACUGUGGUGACCUGGUGACGUCUACCGUGGUGACCUGGUGAGGUCAGUACUGUGGUGACGUCAGUACUGUGGUGACCUGGUGAGGUCAGUACUGUGGUUACCUGGUAAGGUCAGUACUGUGGUGACGUCAGUACUGUGGUGACAUCAGUACCGUGGUGACGUCAGAACUGUGGUGACCUGGUGACGUCAGUACCGUGGUGACCUGGUGACGUCAGUACCGUGGUGACCUGGUGACGUCAGAACUGUGGUGACCUGGUGACGUCAGAACUGUGGUGACCUGGUGACGUCAGUACCGUGGUGACCUGGUGACGUCAGAACUGUGGUGACCUGGUGACGUCAGAACCGUGGUGAUCUGGUGACGUCAGAACUGUGGUGACCUGGUAACGUCAGUACCGUGGUGACCUGGUGACGUCAGUACCGUGGUGGCCUCCUGGUGACGUCAGUACUGUGGUGACCUGGUGACGUCAGUACUGUGGUGACCUGGUGACGUCAGUACCAUGGUGACCUGGUGACGUCAGUACCGUGGUGACCUGGUGACGUCAGUACCGUGGUGACCUGGUGACGUCAGUACUGUGGUGACCUGGUGACGUCAGUACUGUGGUGACCUGGUGACGUCAGUACUGCGGUGACGUCAGUAUUGUUGUGACCUGGUGACGUCAGUUCUGUGGUGACCUGGUGACGUCAGUACUGUGGUGACCUGGUGACGUCAGUACUGCGGUGACGUCAGUAUUGUUGUGACCUGGUGACGUCAGUACUGUGGUGACCUGGUGACGUCAGUACCGUGGUAACCUGGUGACGUCAGUACUGUGGUGACCUGGUGACGUCAGUACCGUGGUGACCUGGUGACGUCAGUACUGUGGUGACCUCCUGGUGACGUCAGUACCGUGGUAACCUGGUGACGUCAGUACUGUGGUAACCUGGUGACGUCAGUACUGUGGUGACGUCAAUACUGUGGUGAUCUUGUGACGUAAGUACUGUUGUGACCUGGUGACGUCAUUACUGUGGUGACCUGGUGACGUCAGUACUGUGGUGACCUGGUGACGUCAGUACUGUGGUGACCUGGUGACGUCAGUACUGUGGUGACCUGGUGACGUCAGUACUGUGGUGACCUGGUGACGUCAGUACUGUGGUGACCUGGUGACGUCAGUACUGUGGUGACCUGGUGACGUCAGUACUGUGGUGACCUGGUGACGUCAGUACUGUGGUGACCUGGUGACGUCAGUACUGCGGUGACGUCAGUAUUGUUGUGACCUGGUGACGUCAGUACUGUGGUGACCUGGUGACGUCAGUACCGUGGUAACCUGGUGACGUCAGUACUGUGGUGACCUGGUGACGUCAGUACCGUGGUGACCUGGUGACGUCAGUACUGUGGUGACCUCCUGGUGACGUCAGUACCGUGGUAACCUGGUGACGUCAGUACUGUGGUAACCUGGUGACGUCAGUACUGUGGUGACGUCAAUACUGUGGUGAUCUUGUGACGUAAGUACUGUUGUGACCUGGUGACGUCAUUACUGUGGUGACCUGGUGACGUCAGUACUGUGGUGACCUGGUGACGUCAGUACUGUGGUGACCUGGUGACGUCAGUACUGUGGUGACCUGGUGACGUCAGUACUGUGGUGACCUGGUGACGUCAGUACUGUGGUGACCUGGUGACGUCAGUACUGUGGUGACCUGGUGACGUCAGUAUUGUUUUGACCUGGUGACGUCAGUAUUGUUUUGACCUGGUGACCUCAGUACUGUGGUGACCUUGUGACCUCAGUACUGUGGUGACCUGGUGACGUCAGUACUGUGGUGACCUGGUGACGUCAGUACUGUGGUGACCUGGUGACGUCAGUAUUGUUUUGACCUGGUGACGUCAGUAUUGUUUUGACCUGGUGACCUCAGUACUGUGGUGACCUUGUGACGUCAGUACUGUGGUGACGUCAUUACUGUUGUGACCUGGUGACGUCAUUACUGUGGUGACCUGGUGACGUCAGUACUGUGGUGACCUCCUGGUGACGUCAGUACUGUGGUGACCUGGUGACGUCAGUACUGUGGUGACCUCAGUACUGUGGUGACCUCCUGGUGACGUCAGUACUGUGGUGACCUUGCAACGUCAGUACUGUGGUGACCUGGUGACGUCAGUAUUGUGGUGACCUCCUAGUGACGUCUGUAACGUGGUGACCUCCUGGUGACGUCAGUACUGUGGUGACCUGGUGACAUCAGUUCUGUGGUGACCUGGUGACGUCAGUACUGUGGUGGCCUGGUGACGUCAGUACUGUGGUGGCCUGGUGACGUCAGUACCAUGGUGACCUCCUGGUGACGUCAGUACUGUGGUGACCUUCCAGUGACAUCCGUACCGUGGUGACGUCAUUACUGUGGUGGCCUCCUGGUGACAUCAGUACCGUGGUGACCUCCUGGUGACAUCAGCGAUGCUUCACGUGUCGGUGGUCAUCUAUGCCACCUGUCUCCUCCGCCAGUCAGGAGGUGAGAGGGUGACAGGAGCGAGCGGGUGGAGUGCGUUAAGGAGUGCCAACACCGGCCUUCCACCAGCGUUGACGAGUGCCCAACACGAUGCCCAGACCCCAGGCUCCUCAGGCCCCACACCAGCCCACAACGGCAUCACCUCCCUACUGGCCUCAAGGGCGGUGUCUGGAGCAGCGGAGGGCAGGCGUGUGGCAGCGCUGGUCGACUUUGUGGUGAGAUCAUCGACCGGGAGGCAGCUCUAUCUUCUCCACGACCUCUCCUUUACUGAGGCGUCCCCGGCGGUGGAGGCGAGUUACAGGAGUGACGAUGACACCGCGGUCUUCAGGUACACAGAGGAGUUGAGAGAGUUCGAGGCAGCAGUGAGGACCUACUUCCACGUGGUGAAGAUGAGGAAUGUCCUCGUCUUCUGUUCUCCCCAACACACUCUCCAUAUCUUCGAGCAGGUCCGGGCCCGGGCGCUGGAGUCUGCCUCACUCUACUGGUUUGUGGUGAUGGAGGAGGACGUCACCAGCGCCGUCCUCGACACCCUGAGGGAGGGCACGCAGAUGACAGUGGUGGUGCGCCGGGGCCCAGGACACUACGAGCUCUUGGUCUCCCAUGUAGACCACACCAACACCAUGCGGUUAGAACACAUUGGAUGGUGGAAGUGGAGCUCUUCCCGCGGGGCCACCAGCUACCUCCAGAGGCCCCUCUAUCGCGAUCUCAGCGAGGUCUACAGCGACUUCGGCGGCCGGGUGCUGCGGUCGGCGGCGGUGGAGAACUGGCCCUACUUCCAGGUCACACCGCAGGCCGAUGGCUCCAUCAAGGCGGACUCUGGGAUUGAUUAUAACAUCCUGACCACCGUGGGUGAAAAGCUCAACUUCACGUUCCUAUUGGUCGAGGCUAAGGACGGUCAGUGGGGAGGCAAACUGGCCAACGGUACAAUCACCGGCAUGAUCGGCCUGGUGGCCAGACACGAGGCCGACGUGGCCAUCGACGAGCUCACCAUAACAGCGCCCCGGGGGUUGAUUGUCGACUUCACGGCGCCCUACUACCUGGAGGCUACGACUCUCGUCUCUCCAGCACCCACCGAGAAGAACAGGGCCUUCGCUGUCUUCUCUCCCUUCUCAGCCCAGCUGUGGGUGACGCUGUGUGUGGUGACCCUGUGUAUGGGACCUGUACUGAGGCUGGUGACCUGGUUGAGAGGUCUUGGCAUCAAGCAGGACGAGAAGCAGCGCACCUUGCAGACCUUCUCCUUCAAUGCGUUCCGCGUGCUGGUGGUCCAGACCAACCGCAUCAUCUCCAAGCACUGGGAGCUUCGCUUGAUCUUCUUCACCUGGUACUUCUUCUGCUUCGUGGUUUAUGCGAUGUACUCGGGUACGUUGACGGCGGUGUUGGCGCUCCCGUCCUUCGAGAAGCCCAUCGACUCUCUGGCCGACCUACUGUACGCCGUCAAGCACAAGAAGUACAAGCCCAUCGUCGUUCUCGGCACCAGCAACGAGUUCGUCUUCAGGGAGGCGAAGAGCGGGAUAUACAAGGAAGUUUGGGACGUAUUCGACCCCAAGGUUGGCUACGUGGAGAACUACAGCGCCGGGAUGGACAAGGUGCCGAAGGGAAAAUAUGUGUUCCUCAACGCUAAGUUGGGCGCCGAGAUCCGGGCGGUGGUGAGGGGCAAGAACAAGUACUACUUCGCCAAGACCUCCUUUUACCCCCAAGGCUACGGCAUCGUCUGCACCAAGGGCUCCCCCUACAGGGACAUCGUCAGCAAACUGCUCACUCGAUUUGGGUCGGCGGGACUAGUACUGAAGUGGAUUAAGGACGAAGUUAGGAAAGUGUCCAAGCGGGAGAUCCACCCAUCUACCGGUCCGGGAGCCAUUACCAUGGUGCACCUACAGGCUGCCUUCUUCCUCCUGACUAUGGGAUACCUUCUGGCGGGGUCGACUCUACUGGUGGAGAAACUCGUCCACUUUCAUCUGGACAGCCUAGCCGGGGGGAGGUUCAGCAAGACUGGUAUCCGCAGCCAUAGAGAGCAAGGAAAAGGAAUACCCAGAAAUUUGAAUAAAAGCAACUUUAGCCACAAAUUUGAUGUAUAAGAUGAAUAAAUGCCAAUAGUAGUCUUCACUAACCCUAAUCUGAAAAUAUAUAUAUCCCUGUAACAAUGCCUAAUAUACACUUUUUGAUACACUUUUUGUGAACCUCACAAAGCACGUUUGAACUUCUUAAGUGUUUUCUCUGUAAUGAAGUAUGCAACCUGAGCAAAUAUACUGUUCACUGGGCAAUAAAUGAACUUGUAGUACUCUUCACAUGUGAAGGAAAACCAGCAAACAUUUCUCACGAGACAACACUAACAUAACUUUGUAGUUUAAAAAAAUAAAUAAAUUAUUU